Messenger RNA from Hemicordylus capensis (graceful crag lizard), 3854 nucleotides. It is a transcript of the gene RDH14, whose product is annotated as retinol dehydrogenase 14. The transcript has 2 exons. Lineage: Eukaryota; Metazoa; Chordata; Lepidosauria; Squamata; Cordylidae. The coding region runs from base 110 to 1105 and encodes 331 amino acids. The record is from RefSeq and is a predicted model, not a curated record.
UGUGUGAAGUCACGUGGGGGGUUUGUAACUCCGGGUUACCUUUCGGUCGGCCGACCUUCUUUGCUCUCAGGUCUCACGCCCUCACCCAGCUCGGACGGAGCUGUGUGCGAUGGCAGCCACCGCGAUCGCGUUGGCCGCAGCUCUAGGUGGAGGGUUGCUUCUCAUCGCCCGGCGCUUCUGGUCGGCAGCAGGGGUGAAGCAGAGCAUAACCGCGGCCACCGGCCUGAUGGAGGGAAAGACGGUGAUUAUCACCGGGGCCAAUAGCGGCCUGGGCCGGGCCACAGCGGCGGAGUUGCUACGGCAACGCGCGAGGGUCAUAAUGGCCUGCCGGGACCGCGGCCGCGCUGAGGAGGCCGCGCGCGAGCUCCGUGCCGAGCUGGGCUUGUGCUCGCGGGGCGGUGGCGAGUGCCGCGGGGAACUGCUAGUGCGAGAGCUCGACCUGGCCUCGCUCCGCUCCGUGCGCAGCUUCUGCCAGCAGGUGCUGCAGGAAGAGCCCAGGCUGGAUGUCCUAAUCAAUAAUGCAGGAAUAUUCCAGUGCCUUUAUAUGAAGACAGAAGAUGGUUUUGAGAUGCAGUUUGGCGUCAACCACUUGGGUCACUUCUUGCUCACAAACCUUCUUCUUGGACUUCUGAAAAACUCAGCACCCAGCAGGAUCAUAGUGGUUUCCUCCAAACUUUACAAAUAUGGAGAGAUCAACUUUGAUGACUUAAACAGUGAGCUCCAUUACAACAAAAGCUUUGCAUAUAGUAGAAGCAAGUUGGCGAACAUAUUGUUCACCAGGGAGUUAGCCCGCCGCUUGGAAGGCACAGGGGUCACUGUCAAUGUGCUUCAUCCUGGUAUUGUCAGAACAAAUCUAGGUAGACACAUACAUAUUCCUUUCCUAGCCAAGCCCCUCUUCAAUUUGGUGUCUUGGGCUUUCUUCAAAUCCCCAUUGGAAGGAGCCCAAACUUCUAUUUAUCUGGCCUCUUCUCCAGAAGUAGGAGGUGUAUCUGGGAAAUAUUUUGGAGACUGCAAGGAAGAACAACUUCUGCCUAUAGCUAUGGAUGACUUGGUUGGAAGGAAACUCUGGGAUAUCAGUGAAGUGAUGGUGGGGCUACUAAAAUAAAUGCCAUGGGGAAAUGCUGUAUAAAGAUAGAGUAAAUAGUUAUUUUUGUGAUGCUAAUCAUUUUCUGCAUUUGUUCUGUUGAGACAUAUGAAGCCCAACUUUGUAUCUCAGAUGGGAUACAUAGUAGCAACCAAUCUGAGCGGCUUAUUUUAAAGAAAGUAUUCUCUGUUGAAAAGAAAUUGAUUAUUUAAGGAAAAGAAAUAGAUUUUAAGGAAGUGUCUAUGUUUCUGAAUUGUGAAAGAUUUAGCUGGUCUACAAGAAAUUGAUUAUUUAAGAAAAAUAAAUUUUAAGAAAGUGUCGGCAUAUUUCUGAAUUGAGAAAGAUUUAGCUGGUCUACAAACAAAGUGGAAGUAUGUCUGCUUUCUAAAAUAUGUGCUGAUAGUUCAGUGUUUGUAUCUGAAUUAGCUGUGCAUGCUACUGUUGGAAUUUGUGACAGCAUUGUUUUUGUAUUCUAAGAAGAAUACCAAGAAUAUUAGAGAGUAUAAUCUUUUAGUGAAUGCCUCAGUCAAUGUACAUAUUUCUGCCUUGGUGAGCAAAGCUAGAAAAAUGAGAGAAUCUUGACUAGUGAUAUAAUAACACAAUUCAGUAUCAGUUCCCUAAUCACUUCUUGGAGCAGAAUCCUGGGCACAGCUGAGCAUUUUUAAGUCUUGCUGGUCUCAAUUAAAUUUAAUUAAUGUGUGCUUAACAAUGCACUGAGUUGCUUCUUUAAUGAUGUUUGUCUUUGCUCAAAAAUGCUUUCAUCAGCCAUGAAACAUCUCAAAACAAGAACCCUGUUGAGGUACUUUUACUUCAGGCUUCUCAGUGAGGCACUUUUCUUUGGCUAGAUACUGCCUCUCAGGAACAUUUGCCUUCACAUUUAUUCUACAGCAAACGUAACACCUUUUACUUUGAAAAUGCUCACUAAGUCCUGACUUGCAUAAGCCUUUCUCUGCAUGUCAGAUUUGCACAAAGUCAGUAGUUAGAUUGUUUUUUCCAGAAUCAGUGAGCUGUGAAAUGGUCUGCCUGCAUCUGUUGAAUAAAGCUGUGAUCGUAAACAUUGUUUGCAAGCAAGUUUCACUAACAUCUUUGACUUGUAUCCUGAACUGAUCUGGACACAGAAGGCAUUUCCAUUGUGCAAGUGUGGCGUAAGUCUCAUCAAUUUUCCACUUUCUGCUUUAGUCUCCUUCGUUGCACACUGUCCUGUUUGGGAGGGGCCCCCACCCUCAGGAGUAUGAUUUCCGGGGGGGGGCGGCACACAGGAGGCUGCAGAGGGAAUGAGAGGCAGGAAAGUUUAAUUCCAACAACUGAACUUCAUCCCAUCAGCAGAAAGUAACUUCAGGUCUAAGCCAAUAGUACUUACUUCCACAUAAGGAAUGUGCAAUUCGAAUACGAACAAGUUCUGGUGAACCUGCUCACCAGAUUCUGCUGACCAGAACCUGCUCACAAGAUCUGGUGAACCUGCUCAUUCUGGUUUAGGCCGACCCAUGAACUGGUUUAGCAGUUCGAGUGCGGCAUCAGGUGAGCAGCACUUUUAAAAGUGAGUGCAAUAGGUCCUUACCUGCAUGACAGCUGCUUCAUGCAGUUUCCUGUGGUGGUGGUGGUGGUGGCGGUGGCAUUCUCCCCCAGCAGCCUGCAUGUGGUGGUGCAGCGGCAGGACACACAUGGCCACUGCGCAUGCACAGAAGCCAUUGUGUGAUCAGCAACCAUGCUGACCAUGCAAAUAGCUUCCACGCAUGCGCAGUGGCCAUGUGCGUGUUGGCACUGUCACAUGCAGGCUGCUGGGGGGAGUGCCGCCGCAGCAGGAAGCUUCAUGGAGUGGCUGUCAUCAAGGUAAGGACCUGCUAUACUCAUUUCUAAUGGUGCCCCCCAGGUGCUGCACUCAAACCACCAAAUUGGUUCGUGGGUCAGCCAAACCGGAACAAACUGGUUCACCGAACCAUGAACCGGUUCGUAUUCGAACAGCUGCACAAACGGGGGUUUGUACACAUCCCUCUUCCACAUAAUGUAUGCAAGAUUGAGGUACAACAUUGGUUUUUGCACAGAUGCCAGCAUUCACCCUAACUUAGGUGUUGAUCUCUUUUGGUGUAAUAUUUUGAGAGUAAGAUUUUGAGUGGUAUGCACAAAUAUUAAUUGGGUUAUCUCAUUAAACUGAGAAGUAGAAUUUCAGUCCAGAUGUUCUUAAUCACAAAUUCAGUGAGGGGAGUGGCACGUAAGUUUGCAUAAACUACAGUCCGCUAACCAUCUAAGACUGCCAUCUCUCCUGAAUCACUUCGGAAGUAGUCCCAUUAAAGUCACAGUAAAUGGGGCUAUGGAUUCUAGCUUAAACUGGUAUACCUGUACUUAACAGCUUAGUGCUGUUAAUACUGUAGGACUAACGCAAUGAUCUCGAGCAUGUUCCACAGAUGUAAAUGCCACAAGUGCGCCUCAGCUUAGGAUGUAAGUUGGCUUGAGUGGUUUCUAUUAUAGGUGCCUGCCCUAAGAAUACUACCUGUCUUCCUGAGUAAUUGAACUGAUAAACUGCCAUCUAUGUUAGUGCACUUGUUAGUAGCACUGGCUUGUGGGGGGGGGGCAUGCCCGCACACACACAGUCUAUAGUAUGUGUCCAUAACUAGUCUCGUGCUGGUUAAAAAAAAUUAUAUAGAUUCUCUGCUGUGCUGAGGAGUUGUUGUUUCACAGUGUUUAGUUUUGGUUUUAAUUCCAUUAAAGUUACUUCCUUUUGUUCUUCAUAAAUAUAUACAUAUAUAUCCUAAAUAAAAAUAUAUCAAAGAUG